AUGGCUCAACGAUCGGUCAGCAUCAAGUCCUCUGGUGGCGGCCGGAGCUUCAGCGCCUCUUCGGCAUCACUGCUCCCAGGCUGCCGGACCAGCUUCAGCUCUGUGUCUGUAUCCCAGGGAGGGAAGAGUGGGAGUCGUCUGGGGGGUGGUUUUGGGACCAGGAGUCUCCACAACCUUGUAGGCGGCAAAAGGAUCUCUGUCAGUGGGGCAUACCGCUCUGGCAGAGCUGGCUAUGGGGGUGCCUGUGGUUUGGGAUAUGGGGGCAUAGGAUACAGAGCUGGGGGAUAUGGAUUUGGAGGGGGAAUGAUGGCAGGAUCUGGAGGCAUCCAUGAAGUUACAGUCAAUCAGAGCCUACUGGCUCCCCUCAACCUGGAGAUUGACCCAUCCCUCCAGAAGGUUCGGAAGGAAGAGAAAGAGCAGAUCAAGACUCUCAAUAACAAAUUUGCCUCCUUCAUAGACAAGGUUCGCUUUCUAGAGCAGCAGAACAAGGUCUUGGAGACCAAAUGGAGCAUUCUCCAGGACCAUAAGACAACCAAAGCCAACAUUGAUCCCUUGUUUGAAACCUAUAUCAGCAGCCUGAGGAGACAGUUGGAAUGCCUAGGUGGAGAAAGAGGGAGGUUAGAAACUGAACUAAAGAGCAUGCAGGAUGUGGUGGAAGACUUUAAGAACAAAUAUGAAGAUGAAAUCAACAGGCGCACAGCAGCAGAGAAUGAAUUUGUGGUGCUCAAGAAGGAUGUGGAUGCAGCUUACAUGAACAAAGUGGAACUGGAGGCUAAAGUUGAUGCCCUGACAGAUGAAAUCAACUUUCUGAGGGCUUUCUAUGAGGCGGAGCUGGCUCAGCUUCAAGCUCAGAUCUCAGAAACCUCAGUGGUUCUGUCCAUGGAUAACAAUCGUAAGUUAGACCUGGAUAGCAUCAUUGCUGAGGUCAAAGCUCAAUAUGAGGACAUCGCCAACCGAAGUCGGGCUGAAGCAGAGUCCUGGUACCAGUCAAAGUAUGAGGAACUGCAGCUUUCUGCUGGUAGACAUGGAGAUGACCUCCGUACCACCAGAAUGGAGAUCUCAGAAUUGAAUCGGAUGAUCCAAAGGCUGCGUUCUGAGAUUGAUAAUUUAAAGAAGCAGUGUGCCACUCUUCAGGCUGCCAUAGCUGAUGCUGAGCAGCGUGGGGAACUGGCUCUUAAGGAUGCUCGAGCCAAACUGGCUGAGCUGGAAGAUGCUCUGCAGAAGGCCAAACAGGACAUGGCUCGGCAGCUGCGUGAGUACCAGGAACUGAUGAAUGUCAAGCUGGCCCUGGACAUUGAGAUUGCCACCUACAGGAAGCUGCUGGAGGGCGAGGAGUGCAGACUCACUGGAGAAGGUGUUGGACCUGUGAAUAUAUCUGUGGUUACUUCUGCAGGGAGCACUGGAUAUGGAGGCAGUGGUGGCGUCUGUAUGGGUGGAGGUGGUCUCAGCAGCAGUCUCUGCUAUGGAAGUGGGGUUGGAGGCUUCAGCUCCACCAGCGGGCGCAGCAUGGGGGGCAGCAGCUCCAGCAUGCGCAUCAUCUCCAAGACAUCAUCCACUAAGAAAAGUUAUCGGAGCUAAAACUUCUCUACUUGACUGCCCACCCUUUCCCAACCCAGCUUCCCUACCCUAAGGCCUGAUACUCUGAUAAAAACCCAGAAAACAAUUUCAUUUGUAUAGUCAGACAUAGUAACAAAGGGUGCAUAGGUCUUCCAGGGCCAUCUUGUCCAUCCUUCAGCUUCCAAGCAGACCUUUCCUUAGUUGAAGAGUGGUGCUUGUUCACAAAGUCCUCCAGGGUAUGUAAGUGCCUCUCCUAGUGCUUACUACUCUUAAUGGCUAAGAAAUUCUAUCUACACCCAAGUUGUCAUGUUGCAUUUCCUUAAAUCAUUUCUCUUUCUUUCCUGGUUUCUCCAUUUCUGAGCCCCAGCAAGCAUUGAUAUCUCUGGACUAGGGCUUUUAAUCUAUUUGAUUUUCAUUAUAAAGUAAACAAAAUUCCAGCAGAUUCUCUCAGAGCAGGGAAAAACAGAAGGAAAAAAUAGAUGGCAGGGGGCCUUAGCAAAAAAUUCAUCACUAAACAUUGUCUCCUUUGCCCCACGUCCAUCACCAUCAAUGUCCAUUAGCCCAACACAAUCUCCAUAAUAAACUUCAGCUCCUCAGGUUCCUCUGUUUCACUAGUUUUUUCACCUAAAAAAAUCAGGAUUUUGUAAUAUAGUCAGUUUUCAAUUAUCCACAUUAAUAAGAAGAUAAUUGGACAAUUCUGCCUGAAUGUUUGGAAGGCAGUAAAUAAUAUUUCAAAGCAGAUUCCAUAUUCUAUUUUUGUUUAUCCUUAAACCAAUAUUAAAAAUGUUUUACCUUAUGAAAUAUUAAUUGAUGAGAGUCAGCCUGGUAUGAAACAUUUGAUAAGACAUAAAUAGAGAAUCAAAUUUGUCAUGUGUUAGAGGUCUUUCUGUUCAACAUCAUCAUCUCCCUUCACCUUACCAUCUGAUCCUACAGAUAUAAGGUCUGGGACUAGUGAUUUCUGUUGUUGCUUGUACAGUUUUAUUUCCUUUUCUCUAUUUCUCUGUUCUGUCUCUGUGUC
Molecule: messenger RNA, 2575 nt
Organism: Sarcophilus harrisii (Tasmanian devil)
Lineage: Eukaryota; Metazoa; Chordata; Mammalia; Dasyuromorphia; Dasyuridae
Product: keratin, type II cytoskeletal 5-like
Exons: 9
Coding region: 1-1578 (525 amino acids)
Biological process (GO): intermediate filament organization; keratinization
Cellular component (GO): keratin filament
Molecular function (GO): structural constituent of skin epidermis
Source: RefSeq, a predicted model, not a curated record